Messenger RNA from Syzygium oleosum, 4424 nucleotides. RefSeq lists its product as uncharacterized. The transcript has 5 exons. The record is from RefSeq and is a predicted model, not a curated record. Bases 90 to 4061 code for a protein of 1323 amino acids. Lineage: Eukaryota; Viridiplantae; Streptophyta; Magnoliopsida; Myrtales; Myrtaceae.
CAAUUAUGUUUUGCAUAGCUAAUUGUAACCUUGGAAUGAAUUUGCCAGGCACUCUGGACGAAAAAGGGUACUUCUAGCUUCACUUAGAAAUGGAAGAAGAGACAACAACCAGUCCAGUUGUUCCUGUCACGAAAGCCAUUGAUGCAAGCGAGAUCAAUGCUGAUCUUGUUAAGGCUUUAAAUGGAGACGUGCCUCCUGUUGCCAAGGAAGGGAAAAAAGAGGAGGAGGAAACUGCCUUGGACGGUGAAUUUAUCAAAGUAGAGAAAGAGUCGUUCGAAGGGAAGGACGGUCACCACAUGGUGGAAUCAGCUUCGUCACGGCAUGAUACAUCUUCUCUCGAGAGAAGUUCAAGUAAUUCUGUCCGUGAAUUGCUAGAAACCCAAGAGAAGAUGAAAGAGCUAGAGAUUGAAUUGGAGAGAGUGGUUGGGGCAUUAAAGCAUACCGAAUCUGAGAAUAUUCAGUUGAAGGAUAAGGUCUCACAAACAAAGGAGCAGUUGGAGAUAAGUGGAAAGAAGUAUGGAGAGCUUGAACAUAAUCACAAGAAAUUGCAACAGCAGAUUAUUGAAGCUGAAGAGAAAUAUGGUCUUGAACUUGGCACUUUGCAGCAGGCAUUAGAAGCCCAGGAAGCAAAAUACAAGGAGCUGAUCAAGGUGAAAGAGGACUUCGAUGGUCUUCAACUUGAGCAUGAGCACUCAAGGAAGAGGUUGCUAGAGUUGGAGCAUGAGCUCCAGUGCUCAGCAGGCGAAGCACGCAAGUUUGAGGAGCUGCACAAAGAAAGUGGUUCACAUGCUGAGUCUCAGACGAAGAGGGCCUUGGAGUUCGAACGACUUCUAGAGGUAGCAAAGCUGAGUGCAAAAGAAAUGGAGGAUCGGAUGACUUCCCUGCAGGAAGAAAUGAAGGGCCUCUAUGACAAGAUUGCUGAAAAUCAAAAAAUGGAAGAAGCGCUUGAGAAAACGACAGCAGAACUUUCUGCUGUCCAGCAGGAGCUGACGCUUUCAAAAUCACAAAUGCUGGAACUUGAGCAGAGACUUUCUUCGAAGGAAGCUACUAUAACUGAAUUGACGCAGGAGUUGGACCUUAUAAAGGCUUCUGAAUCUCAGCUGAAGGGAGAUCUUACAACCCUUCAGGAUACUUUGGAAUCUACGAAGGAUGGUCUUCAAGCGAAGGUUAAAGAACUGGAGCAGAUGACAUUAAAGCUGGAGGAGGAAAUGAAUAUGAGGGGAACAUUUGAAGGUCAGUUAAAAGCCCAGGAGGUACAGAUUUUAGAUGUGCAAGAAAAGUUGGCGAAAGUAGUCACCGAGAAAGAAGCUAUUGCGGUAACUAUGGGCGAUCUCAAUGCUAAUAUGGCACUCAUGAAGGAUCUCUGUGCAGAACUCGAAAGCAAAUUGAAGCUAUCAGAAGACAACUUCUCCAAAGCAGAUUCUCUUCUGUCUCAGGCAUUGUCAAAUAAUGGAGAACUUGAGCAGAAGUUGAAAUCCUUGGAAGAGCUCCAUAGUGCUUCUGUAGAUGCAGCAGCAGCAGCUACACAGAGGAAUGUGGAGCUUGAGAGUAUUGUUCAAGCUUCGACUGCAGCAGCGGAAGAAGCAAAGGCCCAAGUGAAAGAGCUAGAGCCGCGUUUUCUAGCAGCAGAACAGAAGAACAAGGAGCUGGAGGGACAGUUGAAUUUGGCAGUACAGAAAAGCAAUGAUGCAGAGAGAGAACUGGAAGACUUUGCUGCUAAGGUGUCAGAACUCACUGCCACACUGAGAGAAUUGGAGGGGGGAAGGGAACAACAAAGUACUUUAAUACAGGAAUACCAGGAUAAAAUUAACCAGUUAGAAGCUUCCCUGAGCCAUUCAUCUACGAGACAUUCCGUACUUGAAGAGGAGUUGAAGAGCAUUUCGGGAAAAUGUGCUGAACACGAGGACCGUGCCAAAAUGACCCAUCAGCGUAGCCUUGAGUUGGAAGAUCUGAUUCAGAUCUCUCACUCCAAAGCAGAGGAUUCAGGCAAAAAGGUAAGUGAAUUGGAAUUGUUACUUGAAACAGAGAAAUACAGAAUUCAGGAGCUUGAAGAACAGAUGAGUUCUUUGGAAAAGAAAUGUGCUGAUGCAGAGGCAGAUUCCAAGAAAGUCUCUGACAAGGCAUCCGAACUAGCAUCAGAAGUUGAGGCAUUCCAAGCAAGGUCUUCAAGCUUGGAAAUUGCACUGCAAACAGCUCAGGAGAAAGAAAAAGAGCUGAUAGAGUGUUUGAAUGUGGCUACAGAGGAGAAGAAAAGGUUAGAAGAUGCAUCAAGCAGUUCCGCUACAAAGCUUGCUGAAUCAGAAAAUCUUUUAGAGCUUUUGAGGGAUGAAUUGAGUCUGACACAGGAGAAGCUAGAGAGCAUAGAGAGCGAUCUCAAGGCUUCUGGAUUUAGAGAGAGUGAAGUCCUGGAAAAGCUUAGGCUUGCAGAGGAGCAAAUGGAGCAACAAGUGAAAUUGUUGGAACAAACUACAUCGAAACAUUCGGAGCUCGAAUCCUUGCAUCAAUCUGUAACUCGGGAUUUCGACCUGAAACUCCAAGAAGCAAUGACAAGCUUCUCCAGUAGAGAUUCUGAGGCAAAAUCUUUAUUUGAGAAACUGACAAUUCUUGAAGACCAAGCAAAAGGUUAUGAAAGUCAAGCUGCUGACGCAUCGGGAAAAUCAGCCUCUUUGAAGGAAGAAUUGGAUCAGAGCGUGAUGAAAGCGGCUCUUUUGGAGGUUACAGUUGAGGAACUCAGAAAGCAGAUCGUGGAAGCUGAAAAUAAGGCUUCACAAUCCCUUUCAGACAAUGAGCUGUUGGUUGAGACUAACGUCCAACUCAAGAACAGGGUGAAUGAACUCCAGGAAUUACUGAAUACAGCAAUUUUUGAGAGGGAAGCCACUGCUCAGCAGCUUGUUUCGCAUGUCAGUGACAUUAACAACCUGAAAGAUCAGCACUCUAGAGCUAUAGAACUUCAUACAGCUAGCGAAACUCGCAUGGUGGGGGCAGAGAAGCAGUUGCAAGAAGCUGAACUCAGGUUCAGUCAGAAAGAUGCAGAAGCUAAAGAGUUAAAUGAGAAGCUCAUUGUGCUAGAAGGCCAAAUAAAAGCGUUUGAAGAACAAGCUUGUGAAGUAUCUACAGCUAUUGAAAAGCAAAAGGUUGAGCUGGAAGAGACUCUAUCGAAGUUGAAGCAUUCGGAAGAUGUUGUUGAGGAACUACAGGCCAAGUCAAGUCAGGCACAGAAGGAGAAUGAAGGGUUAGCUGAGGCCAACCUAAAGCUUGCUGAGGAAUUGGCUGCUUAUGAAGGUAAACUCAAUGAUUUACAGGUGAAAUUUUCAGCAGCAGUAGCUGAGAAGGAUGAAGUUUCCGAACAGCUUCAAUCAUCAAAAAAAGCACUGGAAGAGUUGGAACUGCAGCUUACUACAGAGGGGCAAUCACUGAAAUCUCAGAUAAAUUCGCUAAUGGAAGAGAAGAACUUGCUUGGUGAAACAUAUGGCCAUUCCAAGAAAGAACUUGAAUCUUUGAUGUUCCAGCUGGAAGAACGAGUAAAGGAGAAGCAGACAAGUGAAGAUACUUUAAAAUGUGAAAUCGUUAAUCUUAAGGCUGAGAUCCUGGAGAAUUCUGCGCUGCAAACUCGUCUCAAGGAACUUGAAGAGAAGAUCGCUGAGAAGUCCAUUACUGAAGAGAGGGAACGAGCGGAUGCAGAAAUACUCGUGGAACGAGAAGCAUCUUUAAAGGAGUCCCUUGAAAAACUUCAAGAGAAAAGCAAAGCGGUUGUAACUCUGGAGCAGCAAGUCGCCGAGCUCGAUCACAAAUUACGACAAGCGGAAGCUAAACUACUAGAAAAGGAGACCGCUGGUAGUGAAGUCGAGGUAAAGUCCAGGGAUAUUGGAUCCCCCGUCUCAACCCCAUCCAAAAGGAAGAACAAGAAAAAGACCGAACCAUCCUCUUCUCCGGCUGCCUCAACCUCUUCACAGACGCAGGCUCAGGCCCAUGACGCUUCCCCUGCCAUGACCUUCAAGUUCAUUCUCGGAGUCGCCCUCGUCUCCGUCGUCCUCGGGAUAAUCCUGGGGAAACGGUACUAGCUCGGACUCGUCCCCGCCAAACGGGAAAGGUUUGCUGUCUCGGUUUGAAGUUUUGAUAUUUGGGUUUUCCUCAUUGCGAAUUUAUUCCUCUAUUGUUUCGUUUUUAGCCUGUUUCGGUAAGCACGGGUUGCUGGAUGAGCCUGUUUCCGCAUGGUUUGUAGUCGUAGCGUUGAAGCUGGUUUUUUUUUUUUGUUUUUUGGUCGGAAGGUCGAAGCUGGUUAGGGAAUCUGUUUUUUCAUUUAUUUCCCUCGCCCUAAUGCACAGAGAAAGGGGUCUCUCCUGGAUUUGAUUGAUGCAUUGCUGUUGGUUGUAUGUAGCCCUUCCUGAUUAUUCUCCUGAAUGUGAUUAAGUUCUUUUUGAGUA